UCGCCCUAACUUGCCAAAACUUAUACUGGUAUUUUUUGUGAACUUGAAAUGGAAGAAUGGAGGAAGAUUGAAUUGCAAUUAUACCUUCAUGGGCUCUUAGGACAUAAUUGCAGGUACAGUAGCAUAGUUGGGCUCUAAUCAAAGCUGAAGGUUGGCCUAAAAAGAAAGUGCUAUAUUGUACUAAUAUAUAAAGUUCAAAUUUUGGUGUCGGAAAAAAAAAAAAAAAAGGUGAACAAAUUUUUAGGAAGAAACGUUUGGUUGCAAUUAGGAGCAAAAUUGUUUAAGAAUUUGUCUCAAACUAACAUAAAAUAUUGGAAAAAAAAAAACCACUCUGGACAACAGUGACUACGAAGUGAAAAGUAACAAAAGAUCACAUGCACAACCAACCAGUCAUGGAAGAACUACAGACUCAAACGGAGUCUGAUUCUAAUAAGAAUCUUCCCCCUCUGAAGACUGAAGCCCAAUAAGCAAAUAAGCCAAGAAGCCACACGCGCUCCAGAAAAGCAACCAACUUUUGAGAGAAGCAGAAACAAACAGCAGUCAUCAAUUCCAGUUAAAGCCAACAGAUUGUUGUCAUUAAAAUUUAAAUUAUUUAAAAAUAUAAAAAAAAGCCAACAGAUUGAUUUGUACUGAUAUUAACUCAUUCAAAAGAUUGAGACUUCUUCAAUGGAAUCCAUGGUAGAGGCAGAACCAGAGCCUCAACCACCACCACCACCAUUAGCAGACCUUAUUCUCUCCCUAGAACAAGCAACCCACAUGGCCAAACAGCUCCCCACCAUCUCUGACCCCACAUACCUUCUCCAUAUCUACUCUUCUCUCCACCAAGCCCACCACCACCUCUCAAAUUUUCUCUCCACACCCCAAUUCCCCCAACUCCAACCGCAGAACUCUCUCUCCUCCGCCACCGGCAACGAGCCGAUGCAAGUCGGGGACGGGGAAGAUGAUGAUUUUGAUGAUGGCGUUGGAGAGGGGAAUUCCAGGGACGCAACAAUUGACAUGGUUGAGGAGCAGAUGAGGGAUUGCUUCAUUAAGAACAAGCGGCCGAAAAGGCGGCUUUCGCCUUCUGCUGCUGCCGUGGUGGAGGAUAGGCGGCUGAAUGGUGAUGGGUUUGUUGGGAGUGUGAAGGGUUUUGACCCUCAUGAAUCUAAACUGAGGGCUUUGGAGCUUGUGUACCAGUUUCAUGGGUGAGUUGGGUGAAACAGGGGAAAGCAGGGGAAAACAGAGGAGUUCUGUUUUGCAUUUGCACUGUGAUGAUGGAUGGGUUUGCAAGAAAUGGACACAGUGAGUUUUUGUUGAUAUUGUUUGUUUCCUUAAGGUUCAGUUUAGAGUUUUAUUUAUGUUAUGGUGUGUGACAUGGAAAAGAAUAGUAUUUCAGAGAUGCAUACGUUGUGGAUUUGAUUAUUAUGGAUUUUUGUUGAUUUAUAGAAAAAUGUUAGUAUCAUGUUCAGUG
Prunus persica (peach) is the source of this 1450-nucleotide messenger RNA. RefSeq lists its product as uncharacterized. The transcript has a single exon. Lineage: Eukaryota; Viridiplantae; Streptophyta; Magnoliopsida; Rosales; Rosaceae. The record is from RefSeq and is a predicted model, not a curated record. Bases 667 to 1188 code for a protein of 173 amino acids.